AUGGGGCCAGUAACAUCUAGAUCUGAGAGUAACCAAACAAAUUCCUUUAUCAACGUCUGCAUAUAGAUAAAUGGUGUGUGACGUCUGACCUCUCCUUUCAGUUCCGGUUAUCUUGCAUUCCGCCAUGAUUUUUGAAGUCGUUGAUUGGCCUAACAUUAUCUGGUGUCCUGAAGCAAGGAAUUUAGGUAAAUCCACGAUAUUGUGGACUAAUCCAAUAGGCAACUCGUUUUUGCCAGCAGCACUCAAGCCAGUGGGUGACCGAGAUGGAGCAGGGUGACUUAUCUGCUCAAGCAGCUACUGUAGUCUGCCCCGAAUAGCAGGAGUGAUUGAGUUUUUUUCCAGGAUUACCUGAAAAAGGGGACUGAUUAGACGACUCAAAGGCUGCCCCUCUACUGAAAGGGUUCCUUUAAUGAAUCAAAACACGCCAAGGGCUGGCUGGUGGAGUAAUUAGAUGGCAAAGGGACAGAGUUGGAAAUUUUGAUACCCGGUUAAGGAAUUCUGACCCAAUAUGAUAUAAUCCCUUGCAUAAAAUUUCAUUUUGCUUAUUUAUGGUUGGUCAAGCACAGAUGCCAACAGAUGCCAACACCCCCACCCCCACCCCCACCCCCCCCCACCCCCACCCCCACCCCCCACCCCCCCACCCCCACCCCCCACCCCCACCCCCACCCCCACCCCCACCCCCACCCCCACCCCCACAUGCAUGGAUCCCACCCCCACCCCCCCAUGCAUGGAUCCCACCCCCACCCCCCCAUGCAUGGAUCCCACCCCCACCCCCUAGUAUAUAUGGAUCACACCCCCACCCCCUAUGUUAAUAGAUCCCACCCCCUCCACCCCCCACCCCCUCUAUCAUAUAGGUAAACAUAUAAGUAUCAAAUCUUACAAAUAAGACAUACAAUAAAAUUUUAGUUAAUUCAUAAAUGGAUUCAUAAAUAAAUAUUAAUGACCAUAAGUAUAUUUAGCAUAGACUGAUAUAGCCAAUAUAUUAGUAAUACAUUUAAAAUAAAAUAAUUGCAAAAAAACUUGUUACAUAGAAAGGAAUCAAUAAAUGACUCAAAAAAUAUUUUUGAUAUCUCUUAUAAAGUCUUUACUCCCUCCAUUUAAUAACGAACACUUUUUUAGUUCGUUAUUAAAUGGGUCUAACUUAUAAAAUUUUUGGAAAAAAAAUAUAUAAAAAUUAUAUUAAAUAUCUAUGAUUUUUCAUAUAAAAAUUUCAAUAAAGGGUUAAUAAUAAAAAAGUCAAAUGAUGACAACAUAAAGAUAAAGCGCCUGAAUUCUAUAAAUUUAAAAAAAAAUAAUCUCCUUCAUGAGCAAACGAUAUUUUUUGUUCACUUACGGAGGGGGAAGUAAAGCACCAUCUUAAGAUUAAGCCACUAUUAGCUCUUAUUUAUUAUUCUUUGAUCGAUUAUGCUUGUCUUUAUCUUACUCUAACUACUUAAAAUUAAUAAACUGUAAAGACUAAAUUAGCUUAUAUAAAUUUUAUAGUAAAUUUUGUUCGUUAUUAAAUGGCCUAACUCCCCCCCCUCCGUAAGUGAACAAAACCAUUAGAAAAAUCGCCAUUUUUUGCCCAAAACCCACCUCCGUGAGUGAACAAAAAAUUUUUUAUGUAAAAAAAUUUGAUAUAUAAAUGAUAAUUAGUACAAAGAAAUCUAAAGCUAAUUCUGUUUAAUUUUAAACGAAUUGCCUUUUAAAACAUAAAUUUUAUAAAUUAAAUUAAUAUUUGCUUUCCAAUUUUUGCGAAUUAGGAUUUUUUUAAAUUUCGAAAAAAAAAAUAAUUUUUAUAAAAUUUAUAUAUAAAUUUUUUUAAAAAAAAAAAAUUAACCCCCUCCGUGAGUGAACAAAAUUUUUUUGUUCACUCACGGGGGGGGGGGGAGUAAGGAAAAAUUUUUAGAAAAAAAAAAUGACGGUUUUGUUCGUUAUUAAUGGCGGGGGGGAGCUAGCCUGCAUUCUUUGAAAAUUUUUGACCUUUAUAUGAUUUAAACACGAGGUAUGUGCUUGAAGGUUCAUUGAAAAUAUGCUUCCUUGUUAGCACACUGUAUCCGAUCUUCCUCUUUCAUCCCUAUGACUUUGAAUUUUUUUAUGCUGUGAGCAAUUAAUAUGCUUUAAUUGCCUUUAAUACAGUUUACAUUAUAUAGGGGGGUGGCAUCUAUUAAUGGAAUGGGGGUGGGUGGGAUCCAUAGAUGCAAGGGGGAUGGGGGGGGUGAUCCAUACAGGGGUGGGGGUGUGAUGCAUACAUCCAAACUGGGGGGGUGGGGGUUGGGGGGUUGGCAUCUGUGCUUGACCAUAUGGUAAAUUGAUUUUAAAAUGUCAAAAAAAUUUCAACAUACCAUAGACUCAGUUUUAUAUAUAAUGACAUGUCAAAAUUUUUUGAAAUUUUAAAAUCAAUUUACCAUAAAUAAGCAAAAAUAAAAUAUUAGCAAUACAUUAUAGCCACUACUUAAAAAUCAGUGGUUUCAGCCGAGGCUAAGAAGUGCCUGAUGUGGAAGCCACUUAAUUCAUUUGUACCACCAGACAGCCGUAAAGAGUUCCAACUUUUAAGCAGAGGGCUUUAAAUAUUUCUAUCUUAAUUAACUACUAACCUUUAUCCACUUCUGCAGCCAUAUAGACAGUUUAAAUUUGGAUGAUUCCCGCAGCAGUUCUCUUGCGUCUUCACUUGUAGAAGAAGUUUUUGUUCAAAAUCCAAACCAAGUUACAAUCACUUUUAAAUGAAGUGAAGGGGGAACUGACGUUUAUUUAUCAGGCUCUUUCAAUAAUUGAUCUGAAAAACUUGAAAUGGAGCAGCUCGGGAACGAUUUUGUGAUAUAUAAGCAGCUUGAUCGGGGAGUUGUAUAUGAGUAUAAGUUUAUUGUAGACGGGACUUGAAAAUGCGCUCAUGACCAGCCUAUCAAAAAAGACCAAAACGGAAAUUUUAACAAUUGGAUUGAUAUUACAUUAUAUAAGAAAAUUUAAAAGCUGCCAGUUUCGCCUACCUACUGCGGGGUUGCCAAAUCAGAGCUUCCACAUUUUUAUAGAUGCUUGGGACGACUGACUGCUUGGAUAACUGUCUCUGCUGGCAAAAAACUUCUUCAGAGCAUGUUUUUAAACUCUGUUGACAGUUUCAUCGGCUCAAGAGUGAGCAAAUUCUGUAUUCUUGACAGCGUGGCAACUAAAGGUUCCUUUGCUGCCGCAGGACUGAAGUGAAAAGCCUCAGACCUUUCAGAUUCCCUUGGGACAUGCUAAAUAGUAUGUGCCUUCCUUUCAAGUUUCUUGCCUGUCGUUGCCGGGAUAAAAUUCUCAAGUAAAUCCAAGCCUCAUAAUUAAAAGGCAUGGAGUAAGUGGUGCCGAUCUGCAGAUCAGUAUCUUACUAUCAUCGCCAAUUUAUGUUUUAAAUAAUUGGAUUGAUACAGGAACUCUACAGGAAAUUAAUUUAGAAGAAAAUACCAAAAAUUCUAAUGAGUACACCCAAGAGUAUUGUUCUGAUUUCACAACUAUGGACCCUGAUAUAUUGCCUGAGCAUCUCCACUAUGUCCUUGCUAAUCAUUCUAACUCAUUUGAUUAUAAACAAAAAGAGACCAUUCCUCACAACUCCUCAAUCCGCCAAACAAAUAAUGAACUCGGAGGGGAAAACAGUCUAAAUAAAAAUGAGCUACCAAUCCCAGCUCAUGUAAUUUUAAACCACGCAGGAGUAAGGGCUAACGAAAGAGUAAUCGGGCUUACUACAACUCAAAGGUACCGACAGAAAUUUAUAACAACUAUGUAUUACAAGCCAAUUAAAUAA
Messenger RNA from Blepharisma stoltei, 3754 nucleotides. Lineage: Eukaryota; Ciliophora; Heterotrichea; Heterotrichida; Blepharismidae. The record is from the annotation of a GenBank genome assembly.